Monascus purpureus is the source of this 885-nucleotide messenger RNA. The record is from the annotation of a GenBank genome assembly. Lineage: Eukaryota; Fungi; Ascomycota; Eurotiomycetes; Eurotiales; Aspergillaceae.
AUGGAUCCAUCAUCUUCCAUCGACGCCUCCCUCUUCUCUCCUUCGAAAGCCCGCCAAGCAGCCAUUCAAGCCAAAGAUUGGGCCUACGUGAACUCCUGGCUGAGUCGCCAAUAUGCCCCAAAACCUGUUCCGAACUUUGAGCAUAAUGAGGAUACUCUGCGCACUCUCUUAACCCUGGCUGCGGCCAAUGACGCGGCUGACGAAGAGGCGACGCUCCUGCACCGCGCUCGCGAGGAAGCAGUACGGGGAUUCAAGGCCCAGGAGGAUAGUGAGGAGAAACAAAAGAGAGAAUUACUCGAUGAGGUAGAAAUCUGUCUGGAUGAGAAUGGGAGGAGGGAUCUCGACGACCUAGCUGAGACAGCCGUUGUCCUCGGCUCAUUGAGCGCAGACACGAGCGAUCUUGCACAGUCCAUUAUCGAUCUCUCUAUGGAAGAGUUCGAAGCUAGGGACCAGAUUUCCAAAGUGGAAGCCCUACAGAGAUACCUCGAGAACGAACUGCAUACCAUACGAGAACAGCUCUAUGAGCUGAAGUCCAACAAGGCAUAUGAAAUAUCUUCGAACCUCCCAGCGCUAACGGCAGAAUGGUCGAGAAGCACUAAGCUUCUAGCUACCAAAGUCGGUGAAUAUGAAGGCAGGAUUGCAUCGCUAGAAAGGAACAGGGCCAAGGGACCAACAAUCGAGGAACUCGUGGCGGAAGAAGAGGAUGUCAAAAAGAUAGAGGAGACAGUCCAGGCGCUAGAAGGAAGGGUCAGGAUGUUUAAUGGCCUCCCUCAAGAUGCUCAGGAGGCAAAAUUACAGUACAAGCAGUUAGAGCGCGAGCUUGACCGGCUCACCCAACGACGCGAUUCCCUGUUUGAGAGCUUGGUUGGGCGUCGGCGAAGAUGA